UCAUUCACACUUCCUGGUUGGGACUCAGAAGACCUUGCUGCUGCCGCAUCCAUUGUGAUCUAGGAGCUGAUCAGCUGCUCCCCAGCGGGGUGUGUGCGGGGAGAGCCCUUCCCUAGCGCCCCUCGGGGCUCAGCCGGGGGGACUUUCUCCGGGGGCUGGAGCCAGCCCCUGGGCAGCAUCGGGCUCUGCCGACACCAGCCCCUGAGCCGGAGCCUGCAGCAGGUGAGAGGAUGGUGAGUGAGAACAAGAAGGAGAAUCCUCAACAGGAAGGUCCUGAGCAUGUGGAAACAGGUGAGAUGGUAUCAGGAAGAUCUGAAGGGGAUGUUUCUCAGUGUGCUGAGCAGGGAGAAGCCCGUGAAAGUCAGUGCAAGCCAGAGAGGCAUCAGAGAAACCAUGCAAAGGAGAACCAGUGUAAAUCCACUCACAGGAGUCGAGUGAUCAAGAAAAUCAAAGAAACUGUUCAAGAGAGAAUCCCCAGUGGAGAUAGACCCCAUACAUGCAGUUUCUGUGGGAAAAGCUUCUGCUGGAGAUCAGCCUUUAUUAGUCACCAGAGAACCCACACAGGAAACAGACCCUAUAAAUGCAAGGAGUGUGGGAGAAGCUUUAGUCAGAGCUCAACUCUCACUAUUCACCAGAGAAUCCACACUGGAGAGAGACCCUACAGAUGCAACGAGUGUGGGAAAAGCUUUAGUCGGAGUGGAAACCUUCUAGCACAUCAGAGAAUCCAUACUGGGGAUAGACCCUACAGAUGCAAUGAGUGUGGGAAAAGCUUUAGUCAGAAUGCAUACCUUCUAUCACAUCAGAGAACCCACAUGAAGGAGAAACCCUACAUAUGCAAUGAAUGUGGGAAAAGUUUUAGUCAUAGCUCACAACUUCUAUUGCACCAGAGAAUCCACACGGGGGAGAGACCCUACAUAUGCAAUGAAUGUGGGAAAAGCUUUAGUCUGAGCUCACACCUUCUAUCGCACCAGAGAAUCCACAUGGGGGAGAGACCCUACAGAUGCAACGAGUGUGGGAAAAGCUUUAGUCGGAGUGGAAACCUUCUAUCACAUCAGAGAACCCACACAGGGGAGAGACCUUUCAAAUGCCCAACAUGUGGGGAAAGCUUUGUUCAGCUCUUGAAACUUGUUAGACACCAGAGAAUCCACACUGGAGAGAAACCCUAUAAGUGUAAUGAGUGCGGGAAGAACUUCAGUGACAAAUCCCACUUUAAUAAACAUCAGAGAGUCCACACAGGAGAGAAGCCCUUUAAGUGCCCUGAGUGUGGGAAAAGCUUUGGUUCAAGCUCAGAUCUUAUUAUACACCAGAGAAUUCACACAGGGGAGAAACCCUAUAAAUGCAUUGAGUGUGAGAGAAGCUUUGGUCGAAGCUCAGACCUCACUAGACAUCAGAGAAAACACACAGGAGAGAAGCCCUACAAAUGCCCCAACUGUGGGAAAAGCUUCAGUGACAGCUCUGCCCUCACUAAACACCGGAGAAUCCACAGAGGGGAGAGACCCUACAGAUGCAAGGAGUGUGGGAAAAGCUUUCGUCACAUCUCAAACCUUCUUUUACAUCACAGAACCCACACAGGAGAGAGACCCUAUAAUUGUCCUGACUGUGGGAAAAGCUUCAGUCGAAGUUCAAAUGUUAUUACUCACCAGAGAAUACACACAGGGAGAAACCCUUUAAAUGCCCCGAAUGUGGGAAAAACUUCAGUACACGUUCAGCCCUUACUGCACAUCGGAGAAUCCAUAGCAGAGUGAGACCGUUAUCAAUGUCUUGACUGUGGGAAAAGUUUCUGUAACAGCUUAGCUCCUAUAAUCUCCAGGGAACCCACACAGGGAGAAAUGCUACAAAUACAAUAAGUACAGGAAAAGUUUUAGUUGAACCUCACACAUUCUAU
This is a messenger RNA of Chelonia mydas (Green sea turtle), 1885 nucleotides long. Its product is annotated as zinc finger protein OZF. Gene Ontology annotation, cellular component: nucleus. Gene Ontology annotation, biological process: regulation of transcription by RNA polymerase II. Lineage: Eukaryota; Metazoa; Chordata; Testudines; Cheloniidae. The record is from RefSeq and is a predicted model, not a curated record. Gene Ontology annotation, molecular function: DNA-binding transcription activator activity, RNA polymerase II-specific; RNA polymerase II cis-regulatory region sequence-specific DNA binding.